AUGAACCAACCUGUCAUCCUUUAUGCCUUAGAACGGCGCCAAAACGGCGCCAAGAAUGUGUUUCUCACUAAGUCAGAUGUAGAGGGCAUCAUCCGGAUCAAGCAGGGCGACCAGCAGGCGCCCUCAGGCCGGCGGCGGCGGGGUGCGGGAGGGGGGGCGGCAGUGCAGGGCGGCGCCAAGAACUACAGCAAGAAGGUGCUGCAGUUCUUCCAGGUGCUGAAGGGCGCUGGCGGUCAGGACAUCCUGUGCCGCUGCGUCAAGCGCAGCGGAGAGUGGCGGUGGUGCCCCGUGGUGCCGCUCGAGGAGCUGCCCCGAGUGAUCAAGGAGCACCACGAGCGGGCGACUGGCUUCAGCGGUAUCAAGCGGCCCUUUGGCGUGACCAUGUACCGGCUGCGGAGCGGAGCUGGAGUGGUGGAGGGUAUGCAUCAGGCCAGCAGGCUAUCUAAGGCGCCACCCAGCCUGGCCAGCGAGCUGACCUUCAGCGGCACGGCGCAGCGAGGAGUGCCUGUGGUGUCUCUCAAUGUGGCGAUGGCGGCGCAGCCCGGCGGCGGCAAGGCAGCCGAUGACCAGGCCAAGCUUGAACAAUGGCUGAAGGAGGUGGCCUGGCAGGCGUCAGAGCGGGAGGGCAUGGAGACGCAGCGGCGGCAGGCUCGCGAGGCGGCGUUUCAGGCGGACCUGCAGGCGCAGAGCGCCGACCAGCAGCUGCUGCAAGCGCAGCAGAGGGCGCUGGAGCUGGCGCUGCAGCGGGCCGCCCACGCGGAGCAGACGGCAGCGCGGUACAGCCGGGAGCUUCAGGAGGAGAAGUCUGAAUCGGACCAGCUGGCAGCACAGCUGAAGAUACAGCAGCACAAGAACGACCACUCGUUGCAGCAGCAGCAGCAGCUGGAGGCGGCGCGCCGGGCAGAGGGCCGGGCGGAGUGCGCUGAAGCACGGGCGGAACAACUGCGGCAGCGUGGUGCCACCAACUCGGCGUCGUCUCCAGCCGCCAGGCCAGAGGCAGAAGACAUGGCAGACCCGACGCGACAGCUUCGCACGACAGACCUGCAGCAGCAGCAGCAGCAGCAGCAGCAGCAGAAGCAGCAGGCACGGCCGCCUCCGCGAUCUCCGCCUCGGCCCCAGCAGCAGCAAGUGGCGCAGGCGCUGCUGGCGACGCCUCAGCCGGCGGCUUCCUUUGCCAGCAAUGCCGGUGGCAACCUGCUGCCGAACAAUGCUGUGCGGGAGAAUGCUGUGGAACUGGUGGAUCUCACAGACGAAGACAUGGAGGCCGCUCCAAUGCCUGCUCCUCCGCUGCCAGCAGCAGCCCCAUGCUCCAUAGAUGCAGCAGCAGCAGCGCCGGUGCGGGUGCCCGAGCAGAGCCUGACCACACGCAACCUGGCAGCGUUCUUGGCAGGCCCCGAGUUUGCAGGGGCGGCAGAGGACAAACGCGCAUGGCUGAACAUGAGCAUUGUGGACUUUGUGGGCCCACCAGGCGGCCUCCACUCCGACUUCUACUGCUUCCGCAUGCCUGUGACAGAGGCAGAGGCGCCUGGCUACCACGCAGUGAUCAAGCACCCCAUGGAUUUCGGGACGAUGAAGGGCAAGGCUGAGCGCGGGCAGUACCGCAAACCAGCGGAGUUCAGGGCAGAUAUGGAGCUGAUUGUGAGCAAUGCCCGGCAGUAUAACGAGGACACCGCGCACCCAGUGCACAAAGCAGCGGGCAUGCUGGAGGAGCGCCUGAGGCACCCGCGCUGCUUCUACGCAAAGAUGGACAAGGAGUGGGGUGGACAGUGCGUGCAUUAG
This is a messenger RNA of Chlorella variabilis, 1779 nucleotides long. RefSeq lists its product as hypothetical. The transcript has 9 exons. The coding region runs from base 1 to 1779 and encodes 592 amino acids. NCBI's taxonomy places the organism in Eukaryota, Viridiplantae, Chlorophyta, Trebouxiophyceae, Chlorellales, Chlorellaceae. The record is from RefSeq and is a predicted model, not a curated record. Gene Ontology annotation, molecular function: protein binding.